AUGAAUACACUGACAUCUGCCUGUUCCUCUAAAAGACUGCUGUUUGGGACUCUGUACCCGGCCUACGCCUCCUACAAGGCUGUGAGGACCAAAAACGUCAAGGAAUAUGUAAAAUGGAUGAUGUACUGGAUAGUCUUUGCAUUGUUCUGCUCCAUAGAAACAUUCUCUGAUGUCUUUCUUUCAUGGCUACCAUUUUAUUAUGAGCUGAAGAUCAUCUUUGUACUAUGGAUGCUGUCUCCUAUGACUAAAGGUUCCAGUUUCCUCUUCAAAAAGUUUGUUCAUCCUCAAUUGGCACGCAGAGAAAAGGACAUAGAUGAAAUGAUAGAGCAGGCAAGCCGCCAAGGCUACUCCACCCUGCUCUCUCUGGGCACCAAAGGCCUCAGCUAUGCCUCUCAAGUGGUCAUGCGCACAGCCAUCAUGGGCCAGUCUAAGCUGGUGGAUCACCUGCGGCGCAGCUACAGCACCAGCGACCUGUCUGAUGAUGGGACGGGCCUGGCACAACGACACCGGGCUCUAGGGGAUGAGGCUGACGGGGCCGGGGAGGACGAGCUGGACAACAGACUUAUAGAAGACAACGCAGAAUUAGACAGACGCCAGAAAGCCAGCGUAGGAAAGAGCAAGAGUUCUGCAGGAGGUUUGAUUCUGACUAGUGUGAAGGAAGAAGAGGGUGAGGAUGAUGAAAGUGUGAUCACGGAGACCUUCACCAUCCCUUCCAGCACACGGCGACACUACUCUAUGAGAGAGACGAAGCAGAUCAACACAUAUGGGACAGUACCACGGUCACGAGUGAAGACACGAGCAACGACUAGGAAGUCAAUUAUCCCCCCGUGAUCGACCAGCCUUGUCAAGUCCAAGAUCUUUCGAUUUGUACAUACACUGACACAGUUCUUGUUGUCGCCUGUGUGGUAGACCCCCUCCUUCACAGCUGACAGAACUUUAACAUGUAAUUGAUCACUGGUCAGAUUUUGUUUCGCUACGUUGAUGGGGGCAUAACAUUUUUUGUGACUUGAUUUUCUUGAGUUGUGCACUGAAGGAUAAAUUGUCUCUUUCUUUCAAAUGAACCUAAUGAGAUUGUUUGCUUCUUACUCUUUCGAUUUGCACACCAUUUCUUUUUAACUCUUUCGUUCUCUGAUUUUGCAUGAAUGAUAAAAUACUGAGUGAAUACAUUUUUUGCACUUAUUGAAUUAAAAUAUCAAAUGUGGAGUUGAAAUGACUGGUAAUUUUUUGCACGUUUGUAAUAUUAAUACUGUGAACCUACAACAUAAUUGUGUCAUCAACAUUUGAUUUUUCAUUAAGUCAAUAAGAUUAUUUGAACGUCUAAAGUAGAAAAAGUAGAUGUAGUCUGUUAUCUUUCAGAAAAAGACGAACAAAAUUUGAAGGUUUCAUACAUGUCCUCACAGUCUCAGUUUAAGCCGUACUCCCUAUUAUUUUGAAAAAUGUGUACAAUGGUAUUUAAGCAUUCCUUAGUUUUGUGCUCAGAUCAAUUCUCUCAUGGAAUUCAUUCAUUCAAAUUGUUCACAGCAGAAGUUUGAGAAAAGUUGGCUCAUUUGAGUAGCUUCUUUUUUAAAUUGAAUGUGUCUGGCAAGAAGCAGCCUUAAAACGCUGUUCUGUGUGCUGAUAUGCCAAAGACCAAUGUUUGCCUCAACUUAUUAGUGUCACCAGGAAUCUCAUAUUUGGGUGUACUUCCUUGAUCAAGAACAUUUGAAGUGGUGAAAGAUUUGUUGGCUUUAGUUUUGUCAAUGUUAUGGAUAUCCUUCUAUGUUCCAAGUACUGUUGCCUUUUGUAGUCAAGAAUAUAUUGUUCAACCUGGAGAUGAGCUUGGGUGCCAGUUUUAGUCACAUACUUUAUGUAUUGUGAUGUGCUUGUUUUUAAGUGUCUAUGCAGUUACUUUUUUAUGAGAUUUUUCCUGAGCCCAUGAUACAAUUUUCGUGAAAGUGUUCGCUGUUCCCUACUAUCGCCAUCAGGCGAUGGGUUUUGCCUCUCUAGUGUUGUUUAUGCUGUCUUGUCUUUUCCCUUUGCUUUUUGAGCAGCAUUUCUGCAACAGUUCCUUUAUUUACUCUAUGGAAGAAGAUCUGUGCAAGACACAAAGAAAUUUUUAUUAUUCAAGAGGAUGUGAUAAUUUACUUUUCAUUUCUCCUUUUUUUCUUUUGUUUUCAUCGUGUAAAUAUUUAUCUUAUCAGGAUUUUUCGAAAGUUUGUCUCGGUUUACUUCCUUUACCCAGUAUAUAUGCAUAUUUUUCUGUUCAAAGAGAGAAAAAUUUGACGUACAGAAUUGAUCUGUACAUACUGCACUUGAACAAGAUUUUUAUCUGUGGAAAUGUUUCGAUUUGUCACUUCAUUGAGGUUUUAAAAAUUCAAUAAUGUUCAUUUAAGAUACAUAGACCUCUAAACAUAUUGGUCUAUAUGGCACAGUAAAGAACACACCUUCUACACCCUCAACAUGAUAGUGUUGUUCCAUGCCGUUGAUUUUCUCCACUGCUAGAGAGUUAUAAAGUAUAGGACAGGAAAAGUUCAAGGAUUUUCAUUAUGUAGUCGAAAUGAAGCAAGAUUGAAGACAUAUCCAGUGUCCCAAUGCUCCCAACCCCCACCCUGCAAGAACGCUAUCAGCAUUACUGCUAUUCAAUCACAUUGGUUAUUACUUUCAUGUUUUUCGGCUGUUUUCACGUGCACAAACUCUCCCCGCUUUUGGAAAAGUUUUGAUCAGGAAGUGAGUGUGAAAAUUGAUUGAUACAGUAGUCUCCGCCUACGAUCCCUGCGCUUUAGAGAAAAAAAAUGUAUGGUCUUAGGCGAACAGGAUCUUGAGCGAAUCAUCAGGUGGAAGAAUCCACGGUGAUUCAUGGUCAGGCCUACAAUUGGUGAAAUGACCGCCCUUUACUUUGAAAUGACAUUUACUGAAAUGACCACGGGGUGGGCUUAUAACAUGGCAAGCAAAGGGUGGUUAACCUUGAUGAUUAAUCGCAAUGGUUCCUUCUUAUUUGUUGAGGCAUGCCAUUUUCUCUAAUUCAACAUUGAGUGUCCUGAUCUAAGUCAAUCUCAUUACUCCGCCCUUUCACCUGUCCAGAAUUCAUAGUUUUCCUUCUCUGAGUUCCUCACCAGUGUACCAAUUCAUGGAGAUUACUACAGAGAUGUGAUUGCAUUAAAGAAAGUGAAGCAACGGGCAGCACAACAAUGUCAAAUUUUCGCUGCUUCAUUGAUUAGCUGCAUGUGCGUGGGAAUAGGUUCAGUAAAUAUUUAUCUAAAAUGCAGGAUCUCGGCCAAAUAUAGCCUUUCAGACCGGUAUCUUAGGGAUGAUUUUUGUGUAGUAAAAAUUCUGUUCUCUAAGAACAGGAGGAUCUUUACUCUUUAAACCCCGUUGGACACUGGGAGCGUCCAAUAGUAGUGACAACUGUUUCGUUUUGUUUAGUGCUCGUUUUUGCUUGUUUUUUCGGGACUAUUCCCGAACCAGGUUUAUUAGUAAUGACUAAGCCUUUGUCUCCACCGUUUAGAAGUUGGAAUCAAGCUUUUGGGAUUAUAAUGGGUAACGGUGGUAAAAACUCUAAGAGUUAAGCGAAUCGGAACCCUAAAUGUGGGAUGGUAGUAUUGGUAGGCAGAGACUACUGUAUUUUGCUUGCUUGUGUCUGUGUCACUCUAAGAAUGAGGAUGUCUUAGAGGAAAAACCCCACAAGCCUUUUGUAUGAUUUUGUACCAUUGCAAAAACAUUCCAGGGUUUUCUUUUUACUGUUUUUUAAUUUCCUUCACAACUUUCCCUUUAUUUGAUUUAUGGGUAUUUUUUUUAGUUAACACACAUAUAGCUAUAUCUACUAUCAGAUUGUUUGCAGAUGAAAUACUUAAAAUAGAUACUGGUAUUGCAGUUUUCUAUUGCUAACUACCAUAAGAGAUAUUAAUCACAUUCUGCAGUCAUUUAACCUUGGUUUAUUUAAGUCCCAUAGAAAGCUCAUAAAAGAUUUUUUCUGAAUAGUGUUUCUAAUUUCACAAAUUCGUAGGUUUUGAAUUGCACAAAUUCUUAAGUUUUGAAAUUUUGUGUUCUGACAGACUAUAACAGUGGUAGUAAAUGUGUGUUAAAAAUCCCUCGUCACACCCUUGUGUCUGUAACCUUUACUUAAUGUGAAUAAGAGAAACGGUUGGAAGUCCUCCUGUUUGCUUGCUAGAAUAUUCUUGCUCAAGUUUUCUGACGCACCCUGAUUGAUUAUGUCUACUCUGAUGCAUGAAUUCAUUUUGCUUGUGCAUAGCUUGAGAUCUAUAACCACACAAAUCAGUAUUGUUCUCUGCGCAUAUAUCCUUUGCCUGUUUCAAUGUUUGAAGGCCUGCUGUUUCCACAUGUUUUGCUUAUGUUAUAUGAGGGGGGCUGAGUUUGGACUGAGAGAUGGGUUUUGUAGUGUCUUGGAAUUUCCUAGCUGCUUUUACUUUGUAUAUAUGAAAUGUUUGAAAUUUCUUCUUUUUUUUUUUUUUCUCCCCCCCCCCCCCCCCCCCCCCCCCAUCUUUUUGGGGUUUUUUUAAAAGUUGCCUGUUUCAGUUGGAUUCAUCUUGAAGUUUCCCUGACCGAUAAGUCAGGCAUUCAGUAGAGCUAAGAUGUCAGAGUUAUAUAUUUCUUUAUUAUGCUAUUAUGCAACAAGACUGCACUGUCUGUUAGAUGGUGAUUCUAGACAAGCUUUGGAAAUAUAGAGCCAGCUGUGCAGCAGUGAGUUUAGAAAUCUAUCUCAACAUAUCAAGAGACUUUUUUUUACUUUUGUAGUGACAAUGACAAAUCUGAGACAAAGCUCAGGAAAAGUAACAGUAACUCUGAAGAGCUCUUAGAGACUUGCAUGGACAGUGAAUUAAUUUAGUUGCCUCCCUUUUCCAGCCUUUCUUGCAUACAUUGCACAACAGGAAUAGAAAACGUUUUGAUUCACAAUUAUUUACAAAUGUAUUUGUUGUCAUGGAAUCAUUUUAGUCUAGCUUAGAUCUGAGGCUGAUGCCAGUAUUUUACUUUUUCAGGAUCUCAGAAAAAAAAAA
Molecule: messenger RNA, 4991 nt
Organism: Aplysia californica (California sea hare)
Lineage: Eukaryota; Metazoa; Mollusca; Gastropoda; Aplysiida; Aplysiidae
Product: receptor expression-enhancing protein 1
Exons: 10
Coding region: 1-831 (276 amino acids)
Biological process (GO): endoplasmic reticulum tubular network organization
Cellular component (GO): endoplasmic reticulum tubular network; cytoplasmic microtubule; endoplasmic reticulum membrane
Molecular function (GO): microtubule binding
Source: RefSeq, a predicted model, not a curated record